Molecule: messenger RNA, 5188 nt
Organism: Meriones unguiculatus (Mongolian gerbil)
Lineage: Eukaryota; Metazoa; Chordata; Mammalia; Rodentia; Muridae
Gene: Cdcp1
Product: CUB domain containing protein 1
Exons: 9
Coding region: 86-2587 (833 amino acids)
Source: RefSeq, a predicted model, not a curated record
CUGCGUGUGGUUCCCGGGCGCCGCGGAGGCCGCUGGAGACACAGGCCACGGUCGCGCCCUGCGGAGAGCGAGGCGCCCCCGAGCCAUGGCCCGCCCGGCGUGCGGGUUCUCGGCCGCGCUGCUGGGCGCCCUCCUGCUGGGCACAGCUUGCCUGCUGCGCGGGGCAGAAGCAUUUGAAAUCGCUCUGCCCCAUGGAAGUGGGAUUACGGUGCACAUCAGGCUGGCAAGCCCGGCCCUGCCUGUGAAAGCCUGCUACAUCAUCAUGUCUAGACAGCAUAUGACUGAGUUGCUGGUUAAGCCCGGAGAAAGGAGGUCUUUCACCUUUAGCUGCAGCAAUCCGGAGAAGCACUUUGUCUUGAAGAUUGAGAAGAGUAUUGACUGCAUGUCAGGCCCGUGUCCUUUUGGGGAGGUUCCCCUCCAGCCGACCACAGCAGAGCUGCCCGCCCUCAACAGAACUUUCAUCUGGGACGUCAGGGCGCAUAAGCGCAUCGGCCUGGAGCUGCAGUUCUCAGCCCCUCGCCUGAGGCAGAUCGGGCCAGGCGAGGGCUGUGAGGACGGGGUCACUCACUCCAUCAGCGGCCGAAUAGAUGCCACCGAGGUCAGGAUCGGGACCUUCUGCAGUAAUGGCACUGUGUCCCGUAUCAAGAUGCAGGAGGGUGUGAAGAUGGCCCUGCACCUGCCCUGGUUCCACUCUAGGAACAUCUCAGGCUUCAGUAUCGCAAACCGGUCGUCGAUAAAACGCCUGUGCAUCAUCGAGUCGGUGUUUGAGGGUGAAGGCUCGGCCACCCUCAUGUCUGCCAACUACCCAGGAGGCUUCCCUGAGGAUGAGCUCAUGACCUGGCAGUUCGUUGUCCCUGCGCACCUGAGGGCCAGCGUCUCCUUCCUCAGCUUCAACGUCUCCAACUGUGAGAGGAAGGAGGAGCGGGUGGAGUACUACAUCCCCGGGUCCACCACCAACCCGGAGGUGUUCAGGCUGGAGGACCAGCAGCCCGGGAACAUGGCCGGCAACUUCAACCUCUCCCUGCAAGGCUGUGACCAGGAUGCCCAAAGCCCAGGAAUCCUUCGGCUCCGCUUUCAGGUCCUGGUCCAACGCCCACAGAACGAAAGCAGUAAAACCUACGUGGUGGACCUGAGUCAAGAGCGAGCCAUGUCGCUAACCAUAGAGCCACGGCCAGUCAGACAUGGCCGCAGGUUUGUCCCUGGCUGCUUUGUGUGUCUGGAGUCCCGGACCUGUAGUACCAAUGUCACCCUGACAGCUGGCUCCAAACACAAGAUUUCCUUCCUGUGCGAUGACCUGACACGCCUGUGGGCGAAUGUGGAGAAAACCCUAAGCUGUCUGGACCAUCGCUACUGCUACAGCAAGUCCUUCAACCUGCAGGUGCCCCGGGACAUCCUCCAGCUGCCUGUGCAGCUGCACGACUUCUCCUGGAGGCUGCAGGUGCCGAAGGACAGGCUCAGCCUUCUCCUGGUGCCAGGCCAGAAGCUCCAGCAGCACACGCGCGAGAGGGCCUGUAACACCAGCUUUGGCUACCUUGUGGCCAGCACCACCCCCAGCCAGGACCUAUACUUUGGCUCCUUCUGCCCAGGAGGCUCCAUCGAGAAGAUCCAGGUGAAGCAAAACAGCUCGGUGACACUGCGAACGUAUGCUCCCAGCUUCCAACAUGAAGUCUCCAGGCAAGCCCUGACAGCGUCCUUCAUACCCUAUUUCAAAGAGGAAGGCAUCUUCACGGUGACCCCAGACAUAAAAAGCAAGGUCUACCUGAGAACACCCAACUGGGAUCGAGGCCUGCCCGCCCUCUCCUCCGUGUCCUGGAACAUCAGUGUGCCUAGCAACCAAGUGGCUUGUCUGACCUUCUUCAAAGAGCGUUCUGGCGUGGUCUGCCAGUCGGGGCGAGCCUUCAUGAUCAUCCAGGAGCAGCAGAGCCGGGCGGAGGAGAUCUUCAGCCUGGAGGAGGAAGUGCUGCCUAAGCCAAGUUUCCAUCGUCGCAACUUCUGGGUUAACAUCUCCAAUUGCAGCCCCAUGAACGGCAAGCAGCUAGAUCUGCUCUUCUGGGUGACUCUUACCCCGAGGACUGCGGAUUUGGCUGUCAUCAUUGGUGCAGCAGGAGGCGGGGCUCUGCUGCUGUUUGCCCUGGGCCUCCUCAUCUGCUGCGUGAGAAAGAAGAAGAGGGUCAGCAAGGGUCCUGCUGUGGGCAUCUACAAUGGCAACGUCAAUACCCAGGUGCCCCAGAUGCAAAAGUUCCAGAAAAGACGGAAGGACAAUGAUUCCCACGUGUAUGCCGUCAUCGAGGACACCAUGGUCUAUGGGCACCUGCUUCAGGACUCCGGCGGCUCCUCCAUCCAGCCAGAGGUGGACACCUACCGGCCCUUCCAGGGCCCCGUGGGGGACUGCCCCCCCUCCCCACCCCCUAUGUUCUUCAGGACCCCAACUGCAAAGUUCACUGCCGAUGAGCCAGCCCCUAGGAGCUCUCCUGAGCCUGAGAGCGAACCCUACACUUUCUCACACCCCAGCAAGGGGGAAGUAGGUUUCAGGGAGACAGACAUCCCCUUAGUUGACACCCAGGGGCCAGUGGAGACCGAAGAAUAAUUUGGCUCCAUUCCAAAGACUUUGCUGAGAUGCAUGGCCCCGGGCGGUGAGACACACAGACAGAACUGUCCCAGCCAGAAGUCACAUGGAAGAGCCAUCAACUAGAAGAAAGCUUCUGUGAGGGCCACCAAUGCCUGGUUUUCCGGUGAACACUGCAGUGAUGAGCGCAUCCUGGCCUCUGAUGGGGACGCCAUCCUAACAGCUCAGACCUCCCCGAACGAAGCUUGUGUUGGCUGGCUGAGGGACAGAGAGAGACAUUGUCCACCCAGAUGGACUGCAAUGAGACUGGAUUCCCAGUGGUAAGCUGAGACUUAGUGGAUUCCCAGGAGCUCCGCGUGAGGUCUCUGCUCUCACUGGAGGCCUCUGGAUGAAAAUGACAAGGUGCUUUUCCAGUGGUAGUAUUUGUUUAGUGUUCCUGCAUGUUUUUAAAAGCUGGAUGUGGAGCUGGUGGUGGAGCUGGGUUGGUAGAGUGCCUGCCUAGCACACACAGAGCUCUGGGCUCCACCCUCACUGCACACAACAGCAUACUGGCACACACCUGUAAUCCUAGCUCUAGGGGAGGGGAGGAUCAGAAUUUCAGGGUCAUCAGCAAAUAUGUAGGGAUUUGGAGGCCCUCCUGGUCGAUCUUAAAAACAUGCACAGCUCCCGUCUAGUACUGACUCAUGCAAACUGGUUUGGACAGCUGUGUUUUGGUUUUUCAGGCCACUAGAUAAAUGUGCACCUGUGGAGAUGAUUGAUGAUCUGCCCAGCCAGAAAAGACCGCGCGUGUGUGCGUGCGUGCGUGUGUGCGUGUGUGUGUGUGUGUGUGUGUGUGUGUGUAUGUGUGUGUAUGUGUAUGUGUGUGUCUCGAUUACUCAGUAAGAAAUUUCCCAGUCCUCCUCGGCUGCAUUCAGCUGUCCCCCUGCAGAAUCCAUCACAGACCCCUCAUCCCCUACUCCCGGUAAUACUAGAAGUUCCCUUGAGCUGCUGUGUGGUGUAUGGCUCUCCCAGCUGCAGCAAUACUUUGACAUGUCAACUGAAAUUUUAGAAUAAUUUGAUCCUUUAAAAAUACAUAAAUAUGGGCUCUGGUAGCACUUGGGAGGCAGAGGCAGGCAGAUCUCGCUAGUUCAAGGCCAGCCUGGACUGUAGAGUGAGUUCCAGGACAGCCAGGGCUACAGAGAAACCCUUUUCUCAAAAAAACCGAAGAGAGAAAAUACUACAGAAAGUGGCCAUCUGCAUCAGCUUCCCAGGGUUACUGCAGCGCAUCCUUUGGUGGCUUAACAGCAGCUUCAAUACAGUUCUAGAGAUAAGAUUCCCAAACUAGCUUGGCUGAACUGAGAGCGGGAUGUUGACAAAGCUGCGCCUCCCAGGCGUUCGAGCUUCCUUGGCCUUCCCAGCGCAUGGAUGCAUCCGUGGCUGGGCAAGUCUGUCUCGCGUGGUGUGGCUGGUCACUUACUCAGCUGCUUCUUGCUUUCACUUGCAAAUCCAGUGUAGUUCCCAUAUCAAGCCUUAACUUUGUCACCUGGAAAAGACCCUUCACUGUGUUUCGGGUACCACAUGCAUUGGCUGGUGGGGUAAGCAUCUCCGAGGGUGAGAGGACAUUGCCUUGCCCAUCCCACCCUCCUGUGUUACUCACAGGAGACCAUACAAAAUGGCCCAGCCUGAAAAGCUUUGCUUUAGCCUGUAGCUAAAUGUUUAAAGUUUAAAAAGAAAAAAAUUUCCCCUAACAAUCCAGCUCACAGGACCUGUCUGUGCUGGAUACAUCUUAGCCUGAGGCAGCAGCUAAAGUGAACCACAGUGGCUCUGGCCCUCAAAUACAAUGUCCAGGGCCACUUAGUCCCCAUCUUUCCUGCUGCCUCCGCUCCGAGGCUGUGUGCUUGUGGCUUGGAUCGACACUGAAGUGUAGGAAAAGCACAGAGCGAGGAGACAGAGUUCUGGCAUGAUCCAGAGGGAAAGCAGUGGUACUGUAGCUUCAAGGAUCUCUGGCAAAACCUUCAGGAAAUAAAUGUGUGUCAUAAUGCUCAGGGAACUGACCCUGGAAAGGUAUCUCAUUACCACGCCCAUGUUGCCAGAGACAGGGCACUCCGGUCCCCUGGAGGGUCAAACUCCAGACCUCUGAGUUCUCUCCAACAAGAAGAGUUCACGCUUUAAUCACACCUUGGUGCUGCUCAUGCACCUUUCCCGUCCGAAAGCUUUUCUCCUUUCCAAGAGAGAAGGUUGUCUCCUCUCCAGCCACCCAAGGUGCUGAGGACCCCCCAUGCAGGGCCAGGAGCACCUGUGGCUCCUUCCUUCACCUGGCACCGCCAUGCUGGGCAGGGGCCUCUGUGCUUCAUCUCCGUUGGCUUCUGCCUUCAGGUGCCCCUUGGGAGACAGUCUUGUGUGCUGGUUCUUACUGUGUAUCAGCCCAGUAGCCUCGACCCUGGCUCUCCUGACUGCACACGGAAGGGAAAGGUUGACUCUUCCAUUCAGACAGGCCAGAGUUCUUCAGCUGUGACCCUAAUACAGGUGGGAGGGCCAGUCCAUGCACCUGCAAUGCAUAUUAUGAAAAUAAUUUAUUUAACGUAGAGACACUUUAGGUAACAUUAAUUUCCUAUACUUUUAUAAAUAAAGAGAUACACAAAA